This is a messenger RNA of Lutra lutra (Eurasian river otter), 1980 nucleotides long. RefSeq lists its product as uncharacterized. The coding region runs from base 152 to 1060 and encodes 302 amino acids. The record is from RefSeq and is a predicted model, not a curated record. The transcript is spliced from 2 exons. NCBI's taxonomy places the organism in Eukaryota, Metazoa, Chordata, Mammalia, Carnivora, Mustelidae.
AGGGCUGGGAUGGGACCUGGUGCUGCUGAGUCCCCGCGGUCCAGCGCGGCGCCCCCACGCACGUGCGUGGGCCUGGGUUUUUUUUCCUGGGAGAUUUGCGGUGGGAACAUUAGGCGCAGGAGCGGCCCAUUGAUACUGCGAGAUCCAGUGCAUGAGUGAUGCGUGCCGGGCGUGGCUGAACUACCGAAACUCAUCCUACACUCCCCUAAGGGAGCCGGCAUCUCUUGCCGAGAGGAGAAAAACAUGUGGGAAUGGCUCUUCCAGGUCUGGGACGAGGGCAAGGCGUCCCUUCCUGAGGCCUCCUUCUCACAGUGCACGCCAGGAGUGCCCAAGGGAGGGAGGGGUCGCUGAAGACCUGAGGGCGAUCUUGGCUCUCCUGCGCUCUCCCAGCCCAACCCAAUCCAGGGCGCACUGCACUCUGCUCAGUGAGGAGGCUCCAUCGCAGAAGGUAGGUCUGCAGGUGGGCCCUGGACCCCUUAAGAAGGCCUGGUGUAGAGUACAGGGUCCUCCUGGGUCAGGCGGCACCGAGGAUUCCUUGCCCCUGCCAGCCCGCUGUGCAGAGAGGGUUCUGCGGGGAAGGAGCAGCCUCUCCCCAAGGCUGGGUGGGAGACCAAGAAGCCUUCACAUUGCUUCUCCCUCCCCAGGCGCUCUCACCACGCCCCUUUGUGCCUCCCAACGCAUGGGCCUCCCCUUUCCCUCCAUCUCAGGAUGCCCUCCUCAAGCCCCUCCAGCCAGGCAUCCUUGCCUGUGCCCACAGCAAGGGUCCUCAACAAAGUCAGUCUGUUUUCACCUGCCUCCCUAUCAGAAUUUCUUGUCCUUCCUCUCGCAGCUGAGUCACCCUGACCCUGGACUCCUCUACCCCCACCCAGGCCCUUCUUCCCAAGUAGUGGGGCCAAAAAUUCGGCCCCCGGGCCUUUUCUCCCUGAGGGUCUCCUGUGUUACGGCAAGUAUGAUGCAGGCCUGGUGGGGACCACAAACGGGGCAGGUCAAAGGACAGAGCAGGACCGUGUUCGACCCUCAGCCUGGUCUCUGCCCUCAGACCCAGUCCCUGGAGUCCUAGUACAAAAUCUACCUUCUCCCAGUGGGACGGUGCACCUCUGCCCCUGGGGGCCAAUGUAUAUGGGGGGGGGCAUGCUGCUCCCUCACUCAAGAUUGGAGUUCAAUGGCAAACCAGAGGGCCCUGCAAGGACCCAGGUGUCCUUGUUUCCAGAUGUAGGGGCUGAAUCCUGACGUGCUGGGCAGCCAGGGCAUCAAGACCAGCCCCUGAGAUGGAGCAGGGCAGAACCUCAGACAUUCUCCCCUGGGGCCCUGCCCCUUCCUGGGGAGCCAGCUGGGGUAGAAUUACCCGUGGGAGCAGAAGAGACAGCAACUGUUGGGGCUCUCAGUGUUCAAUCUGUAUGAUGGGAAUGGUGUGGGGACACACACCAUGGCUGGGCGAUGGGUCAGUGCGUGGGACUUGGCCGUCCUGGUGCAGAACCAGCCUUGCUGCCGGCAGGUAUCAGGCCACUGUGGGUGAGGACACUUCGGGUGCAGAGGGCAGGGCCUGGCUGGCAUCUGCCUGAACCCAACUAAGAUUCUCCUCCUGGGAAGCCUUCCUUUGCCAUCCCUGGCUCUCCUGCUACUCAUCCCCCCAACUCUGCCUCAGCUCCAUGGGGAACCCCACAAAGGGCUCUGCCUCUUUGGGCCUCCUUCCCUCAGGGGAGCCCCUACUCACUGUCCCUACUGCCCAGCUGUUGGGGUUCUGUCCUGACCUCCCAACCCCCAACACUGUGGUCCAUCUGAUGGUGCCCCCUCUUCCACCUAAGCUCUCCAUGGCUCCCCGGUGCCCUCAGUUCAGAGGACAAAUUCUGGUUCCCAAACCGAUUCUCAGUCUGGCCCUGCCCACUUCCUUCUUCAAUGGCAUCCUGCGCCUCCUGCUGACCUGCCAAGUCUUGCUCUCUGCUUUUGUCUUUGGAGAGGACUCCACCUCCCACCCCCACC